This is a messenger RNA of Dermatophagoides farinae (American house dust mite), 3819 nucleotides long. RefSeq names its product strumpellin and WASH-interacting protein (gene SWIP). Gene Ontology annotation, biological process: endosome organization; endosomal transport. Gene Ontology annotation, cellular component: WASH complex; endosome. NCBI's taxonomy places the organism in Eukaryota, Metazoa, Arthropoda, Arachnida, Sarcoptiformes, Pyroglyphidae. The record is from RefSeq and is a predicted model, not a curated record.
CUGUGGUGUUUUGAAUCAAGAGGUGUUUUUUUUUAUCAUUUCAUUUUUUACGUGCCGGAAAAAAAUUUGUUAAAAAUGUCCACUUCUUCAGAUUUGGAUCAAGAAAUAAUUGACAAACUUCGUCAUGAUACAGUGAAAAAAUAUCGAACAUUUAUCGAUGAACUAUAUUCGGAUAUCGAAAAUGUUAAUGAUAAAUUUGAUUUCAAUGAUUCCUAUAGUGGUUUUAGUUCAUUCACAUUUUUCGAUGAACAUCGACAAUUUUAUGCUCGUAAUGAAAAUAUCCUGUUUGAAGAGCAUACAAAUUUCAUGGAAUUAUUACAAACAUGUGGCAAUACUCAAUUGAAUAAAUUAAUGCUAGUAUUUGCUUCAUUGGUGGAUGAAAUGAAUGAAUUGUCCAUUAUGGGCAUCAAGAAAUUUAUCGGUCCAAUUCUGUUAUAUCGUGAAGAUAAUGUUAUCAAUUUGGCAGCAAAAGAAGCGAUAGUUUUGGAUGUAAAAACCGACAAUGAUAAAUAUACAAACAAAAUGAUUGAUGAAGAUGAUGAAUUUUCAGCUGUUGCAUCCAUACUGCCAAUUUUAUUUAAUUUAAUAUGUUAUGUAAAACGUUGCUAUGAAGUGGCCACCAAUCUGAUUAUGCAACAACAUACAUUUCUUUUGUAUGCAAAUGUCAAAACAAAAGAUAAACAAUUUCAGACAUCAUUACGAGAAAUAUUGCCAGAUUUAAAUGAAAAUAUUCGAUUUGAUAUUGCAUGGGAAUCAUUCGCAAAUCUAGCCACAACAUUGAUCAAUCUUGACCAGGUAUUCAGUCAACAAUCAUCAGUAAUACGACGUGAUAUUUUCAAUUAUAAAAGAUCAUUGGAAACCGUAUUGAGAGAUCUAUCGCAUUAUCAUCUUGAAAAUCGUGAAAAUGAAAUUCAAUCUUUAAUGACAAUUAUCAAUGAAAUUGAACGUGAAUUAUUGGAAGGUUCAAUAGCGGGAACACAUUCAUCCACAUCGACAACAAUGAACAGAACGUUUCAAUGUAUCGAUUCAAUGUUUUUCAAAGGCCUUGUAGUUUCAAUAAUAAAUUUGAAUAUUGCCGAAAAUGAAACGAUAUUGAAAAAUUGCCAUUUAAAUGAUAAUAUGGCCUCUUACAUACGUAAUGUGUGCACAGAAUUGGAACAAAGUGAAGAAAAAUUUAUUGAUGAAUAUCGACUUUUAUCCGUAACGACUUUUUUCUCUUUAUACAUACACAUGUUUUGGAAAGAUUCGGAUAAAAAAUUAUUGAAAAUACUGAUCGAUCAGCAGAAAAAAUUCAAUAUAAUCUAUGUACAUCUUCCGGGCAAUAUAAAUAUUUCACCUGAUCAAAUGCUUCUGUAUACACUACCCAGACAAUUAGCCGAUACCAAAAUGUUUGAUCAUUUUGUUAAUCAACGUGAACUAUUAAUGAAAUCCGGUUUUAUUGAUCAUCAAAUGAAAUCAUUGACGCCGAUGAUAACACAAUGGCUAGUUACCACUGAACAAUCAUUCAAUUCAGGAUUCUAUAAUGAUAUCGGUGAUGGUGAUGCUUUGAAUCAGGUGUUCAUCCAUAUUCAAUUAAUGAAAGAUGGUUUCGAACACAUACGACAAUUAUCGAAUCUAAUACGUAAUUGUAUUGCAAUUCAUUGUCAAUGUAAUUGUCCAUUAUCGAAAAUCGAUACGAUAGCCCUUUGUAAAGCAAUAAUAUUGUUGCAAGGAAUUAAACGAUUUUUUUCAAGACACAAGAAAAUAUUGAUCGAAGUGACAACACAUUAUCAAAAAUAUAAUGCUUGUGCAAUAUUGAAUAUAUUGACCAGAACAAAACGUAAACUACUGAAUAAUGUUACAAAUUAUUCCGAACAAAAACUGGAUCUUUUAUCAUCAAUAAUUCUUUGUGCUAAUUGUUUGAAUGGACCUGUAAUUACAUCGAAACGUUUUAGUUUGAUAUCAUUAUGUUUUGCUUAUUGUACAUCUAAUGUGGAUCUUUUCACCAAUGAUGAUUUGACGAAAAUACAAAUACUCACCAAUCGUUUAGCAUUCUUUUUGAAUAUAUUCAACAUCAUCAGUCAAAUGUUUGAUUGUCAAUAUCUUUAUUUCAAUAAUGAAAUUAUCAAAGUUUAUUUUCGUCAUUUUUACGACUCGUUUGGUAGCCAAUCCAUCGGCUGUACUGAUAUUAAUGAUUUACAAUAUUUUUUUGCCGCAAUUUCCGAUUCAAUUCCAUUGCUACAUUCAAUUGAUGAUGAAACAAAAUCGGAAAAACUUAUACAAGCUUAUGUUGAUGAUGUUUUACGUACAUUCAAGUUACAAUUUUUAAAUCCAGUUUGUAAAGAUUUUGAAGAUGAAUUACGAUUCCUGACACAUUUGGAUCUUCAACUUGGCGAUAAAAAUCCAUUCAAACGGAAUUAUAAAGAUUUUUCAAAACUUUUAAGCGCAGAAUUGAUGAAAAUUUUUUAUGGACGAAAAAUCAUUUGGUUUAAAAAAUAUUUUGAAAAUUUUCUCAAUGAACUUGCAUACAAUAUGACAACAAUAGCAUUGCAUGAUUGGAAAACAUAUGAAUCAAUGUUGGGAUUUGCACAUUCAAAAUUUGGUCUGGAAUUUGCAUCGCUUCAAUUGCCAACGCAAACAUUGGAACAAGGACUUGAUGUAUUGGAAAUCACACGUAAUAUUCAUAUAUUUGUUGCAGCUUACAUGUAUAAUUUGAAUAAUCAAUUUUUUGUCGAAAGAAAUUCUUCAAACAAACAUCUGAAUGUUCUUACCAUUCGACAUGUGGCGAAUUCGGUUCAAACACAUGGUUUUGGUAUAUUGAAUUCAACCGUAAAUUUUGCAUAUCAAUUUCUACGGAAAAAAUUGCAAACAUUAUUUCAAUUUCUUCAUGAAGAACAUAUCAAAUCUCGAUUGAUAAAAGAUAUUCGUCAUUUUCGUGAAAUGAUGUCCAAUGAAGAAAUGAAUCGUAUUUCGGCUAAUAAUAAUGGUCUUUCUGGCAGACUGGCUAAAUUUCCAUUUGAACGUGCGGAUAAAUUUGUAAAAGGAAUUCGUAAACUUGGCAUCGCUAAAGAUGGUAUGACAUAUUUGGACAAAUUUCGUCAAUUGCUUACACAAAUCGGUAAUGUAAUGGGAUUUGUACGGAUGCUUCGUAGUGGUGCAUUACAUUGUACGGCGGAAAUUGCCAAUUUUGUACCAGAUCUUGAUGAUUUGAAACAAACCAUAUUUGAACGAAUGGUCCAAGAAGAAUCAACCGAAAAUCAAUUAGCUGAAGAAACAUUUGAAGCUGCUCGUAAUUUAGAUUCUGUAUUGAAAACGGUAGCAGAUAAUUAUUCUGAAGCAACUGAUUAUUUUAAAUUAUUGGUCGAAGUAUUUGCACCAACAUUUCGUGAUACGAAACAUGUUCAUUUGCGUAAUUUUUAUGUAAUAUUACCGGCCACUACAUUGAAUUAUGUUGAAUAUAUUAUCCACUGUAAAGAGAAAUUGGCAAGAAAAAAUAAACAAGAAGGUGCAUCGUUUACUGAUGAUGGUUUUGCUUUGGGUGUAAUUUAUGUAUUGAAAUUAUUGAAUCAAUUGAAUGAUUUUGAUUGUUUACAAUGGUUUGCAUCGAUAGAUGAUUAUGUUCGACAAUCAAUGCCUCAAAAAUUUGAAACAGAAGAAUCCAUUGCUGCCACCAACUUAAUAAAUCGUCCUCAAUCAUCAUCAACAACAGCAUCGAAUGAUCAUGUUGAACAAACACGAAGCUUAACAAUCAAACGAAUAGAAAUGUUUCAUCGUGAAUUUCAACUACUCAAAUUUAAUAUGACAAGCUGUCGAAUUUUAUUUAAAUCAUCAAAUUUUUGA